CAAAGUCGAAAUCCCACGUGCACGACUGAACCGCCGCAUUUGCAAGCUUUUAGCUCAGAUUGACCGAGAUCGAGAUGUCAGACCCGUUCGGAGACAGCAACCCCGUGGAGGACGACGUGCCCCAGGAGAUUUCGGACUUUGCACCGCCUGCUGGCAACAGUGGAGAUUUCUACGCGGUGGAGCCCACCGAUGCCGACACGAAUGGAGCGUACGAAGAGCACACGGAGCAGAGCUUUGACCAGACCAUGGAGGAGAGCUACCAGCCCAUGGACUUUGCCCCUGCACCCGUUGACACACCUGCCGACUUCCAGGCUGAGAUCCCUCCUGCUCCAAUGGAGAUCUCUGCCCAGAUCCCCGUCGUUGAAGAGGACAACGAGCUCACCAAAUUUAUGCUUGAGUACGACGAGAAGAUCGCGCUGAAGGCUCAGGAGCAGGAGAAGGUGGCAAUUGAAUGCAAGGUUAAGGCCGAAGAGAACAUGGCCCAGUUUUUGGCCGAACGCCAGCGCAUCAAGGAGUCCAAGAUGCAGUCCAACCGCGUGUUCGAGCAGGCCACACUGGAGAAGAUGGUGGCCGAUCUGAAGAACGAGAACCCGUGGGAGCGCGUGGUGACGCUGGUGGAUCUCGAAACCAGUCGCAAGAAGAAACUGGACGCGCUCAACAGCAACAAGAAAGACCCCAAGAAGCAGGACCCCAAGCCGGUCGCUGUGCCUGCCAAGAAGACACCCGAGGACGAGGAGGACGUCUCUAGAAUGCGACAGCUGUUCGUGCAACUUAAGGCUUCGCCACUUGAGCAGACGCGUGCUGAUGCCGUGGCUGCUAAUUAGACGAUCCGCCAGAGCAUGACAGAGAUCAAUUUAUUGUCUCCAAUAUCCGACGGUGAGCAGUGGACAGGAAAAAAAAGCUGGAGCGGGGUGCACACGCGAGCGCUCCUUUGAUUUUCUGAAAAUACUUUUUUUUACGAAUCUA
Messenger RNA from Phytophthora infestans T30-4, 966 nucleotides. RefSeq lists its product as uncharacterized. The record is from RefSeq and is a predicted model, not a curated record. Gene Ontology annotation, biological process: intracellular protein transport; clathrin-dependent endocytosis; clathrin coat assembly. Gene Ontology annotation, cellular component: plasma membrane; clathrin coat of trans-Golgi network vesicle; clathrin coat of coated pit. Gene Ontology annotation, molecular function: structural molecule activity; clathrin heavy chain binding. The coding region runs from base 75 to 824 and encodes 249 amino acids. The transcript has 3 exons. NCBI's taxonomy places the organism in Eukaryota, Oomycota, Peronosporomycetes, Peronosporales, Peronosporaceae.